This is a messenger RNA of Neohortaea acidophila, 1725 nucleotides long. RefSeq lists its product as uncharacterized. Bases 104 to 1567 code for a protein of 487 amino acids. The record is from RefSeq and is a predicted model, not a curated record. Lineage: Eukaryota; Fungi; Ascomycota; Dothideomycetes; Mycosphaerellales; Teratosphaeriaceae. The transcript has a single exon.
CCGCAACUUGGGCCAUCGCGAACACUCCCGUUUAUACUGCCCCCCUAUUGAUCGCGUCGCUCACGGCCCUCCCUGUGUUUCUUACUCGUGUUCAAGCCUUGUCAUGGCCACUAUGUCAACUCCAGACGAAGAGACACCCGUUCAGCCGACUGAAGACGAGUCGUCGCCACCUGAAGACGCAUCGCCCUCAACUGAAGACGCCUCUCCUCCUGCGGAAGAUCAUCCGCCUACAGAUGAUCUUCCACCUCCUGCGAAGCAUGCGCGGCUUGAUGCCGAACCGCGAAGCGUGCUGACCGUGCUGUCCGUGCCAGAAGGAUUGAAGUGGUGGCGAGAAGCCUUCUUCGCCCCUCCAACCCAAGGCCUCGUGGUUCAUAGGCCUUUCUUCGAGGAGGUGUGGCCUUUUUGCGACAAUUUCUGGUCGAAAAGGAACACCAACAACGUACUCUCUACCGGUGAAGUGGUGCAGAGAUAUCGGUGCCGGCUCUGGCGUAAACAGGCCGUCUCGUCAGGCCAAGGCCUCCGCAACAGGAAAGUCGCGGUUGCUGUCGAGUGCCCUGCUACCUUGAAGAUUACCUUCCGCGGCCCGACGGUCAUUCUUACGGGGUCGUCGACUCUCCAGCACAACCAUGGAAUGGAUCAUAUGGAUCGGAAGAAGCGCAACUCUGCCUUGCGAAUGAUCGCGGCGAGCGAAAAGUGCAAAGACGAUGCUGCAGCCGAUGUGUUCCACAGACUCACCGACGGCGACGAUGAGGCGUUUCGACAGAUGAUCAUUGAUGCUGGCGGUGCGCAUCUGCAACGAACCGACAUGCAUAACGCGCGAAAGAUAGCGACCAAGGUCAGAAUUCGGCCACUCAGUGAGUUUCCAAAGGAUGUUCCGCCUCCACCGCCGCCGCCGCCAGCACCACCGCAUGCCAAUUUCCGCCCGACUGCUGUCGGCGCACCUUUCGUCUAUUACCCAGCCCAACCACCGCCGCCACCACUGCCACAUCAACAUCCGCCACAGCAUCCCCAACAAUAUCCACAACAGCAUCCACAACAUCGCCCGCCACAGCAUCCGCCACAAUAUCCACAACAGCAUUCACAACAUCACCCGCCACAGCAUGCACAACAUCAUCCACAACAGCAUCCACAACAUCACCCGCCACAGCAUCCACAACAUCAUCCGCCACAGCACCCGCCGCAGCAUCCGCCGCCGCAACAACAGCAUUACGCUCCUCCAGCUUCCCCUCCCCCCGAAACGGGCGGUGAGCGAACGACGAAGCAUGCCAUGAUGGACGUGCUGCGUCAACUACAGCAUCGCUAUGAAGCCCUUGAGAGAGAGCUGAAGCGUUCGGAUACCCACCCUGCCUACCAAAAUGCGGUUCUUGAUCGCUGGGUAGACAUGUUUACGAAGGCCAGUGAUGAGAUCAAAGCCCAGACGCUCCAUGAGCUUAGGAAGGACCUGCUUCCGUUACCACCACCGCCUCAGACCGCCGGUGAGCCCAAGGGCCAGGAGAGCGAUUCGCAGCGGAUACCACCGCUUGCUGAUAUCCUGAAGCGCACUACCACCGCCAUGGAGGAGCGGUAAGUGGAGAGGGAAGACGAUUAGCAGGCAGUCUGCUUAGCGACAUCGAUGUUGAUUAGCGCUAUUCACGAAUCUGUUAUACCUGCAUUUUCAGCUCCAAAUGGUGUAUUCUAUCAAUAUCCUUCAAGGUACCCGUUGCAACCGGGGACAAGGCAAGAGAG